AUGGGGGGUGGUCGCUGCCUCCGGUUGUGUUUUCUCUGGCGGGAUGAGGGGGGGCGCUAUUUUCCAAAACGACCCAAGCAUGUGCUUGUAGUUGAAGUGAAGUUUGAUGGUGAACUGUUGGCUACUGAUCCCAUAGAGCAUAGUGAUCAGCCUGAAUUUGCUACGGAAUUGGCUUGGGAACUUGAUAGGAAAGCGCUUCAUCAGCACAGGCUGCAGCGUACGCCUAUCAAACUCCAGUGUUUUGCAUUGGAUCCCCUAUCUUCAGCUAAAGAGAAUAUAGGCUAUAUUGUACUUGAUUUACGGGCUGUGCAGGAAAAAAAACAGGCACCAAAAUGGUAUCCUCUGCUUAGCAACAAGUACACUAAGUUUAAACCUGAAAUACAAGUAGGUGUUGUGUUGGAGACUGAUUCAAAAGCACUGAUUGAUGGCUUUAAAGCAAAGGAGGCACCCCCUAGAGAAGGGAAAGCAUCUGCCCUUCUUUCUGGUCUAGACCCUAAGAGUAUUGUACCAGUCUUGAAUGAAGAAGAGGGCUAUCAUCAAAUUGGACCAGUAGAGUAUUGCAGAGACUACUUUGUCUUGUCUGUAACCAUUGCGUUUGCCACACAGUUGGAGCAGUUAGUGCCUAGUACUAUGAAGCUUCCUGAACGACAGCCCAAGUUUUUUUUCUACUACUCAUUACUGGGAAAUGAUAUCGCAAAUGAACCUUUCACUGAUUUAAUUAAUCCAAACUUUGAGCCAGAAAGAGCUUCAGUUCGAAUACGUAGUACAGCUGAUGUCCUUCAAGUUUAUCUUUGUGCACAGUCAAAAUUGCAGAUCCAUCUUUGCUGUGGGGACCAGUCUCUUGGAAGCACUGAAAUACCCCUGUCUGGACUACUGAAGAAUGGAAAUGUGGACAUUGAUCAAUACCCUGUGGCAACAGAAGGAGCAUUUGUCCUUGUUCCACCAAAUAGAGCUAAACAAAAACUGCCGCAGUUGCCUCUGGAUAUGGCUCCUACUGUUGGCGUAUCUGUAAUUCUGCAAAGGGAGAGCUUGAGUGUCCAGCCUGUGAUUCCUUUAAAUGCUCCAACUGAACCUAAAGAGCCACAGGAGAAAGUUCUUUCACCUGAUACUGGAAAAACAGAGGGCCUGCAACAGAGAUCCCAGAAUGUCCCAUCUCAAGCUGACCACACUUCUUCAACAGAAGAUGAGGCAACAGAAGGUGAAGUGGAAAGUCUUAAGAUUGAAAAAGGCAUGAAACUAAAGAAAAAGGGGCUGGUGGCUGAGUCUUGCCAAGAGGAUAACAAACAGUAUACUGAAGAGCUUCCAGCUUUCAAAUUGCAGAGCAGACCAAAGUCACCUCUAUUGUCAGAUCAGCAAAAUUCCACUGAUAAUGGUCCAGUAGCUAUGUCUCAGCCCAACCCUGUGGGUGCAUCCAGUUCUUCUGAGCCUGUGUCAGCACAGAAAAUUGUCAUUCCAGCAGCCUCUCACCAUUUUUGCUUUUCAAUAGACUUACGAAGCAUACGUGCUCUAGAAGUUGGUUUUCCAAUAAAUUGCAUUUUAAGGUACUCGUAUCCAUUUUUUGGCAGUGCAGCACCUAUUAUGACAAGCCCACCUGUAGAAAUCAGAAAGAACAUGGAAGUCUUUCUUCCACAGUCCUACUGUGCAUUUGACUUUGCAACUAUACCUCAUCAGCUUCAAGAUACAUUCUUCAGAUUACCUCUGCUGGUUGAAAUGUGGCACAAGGAUAAAACAGCUAAAGACUUACUACUUGGGGUAGCGAGACUUCAGCUUUCAGAAGUUUUGGCUUCAGAAAAAACCCGAUUCUUGGGUGGUAAUGGUGAACAGUGCUGGCGUCAGACUUGUAAUGAAACAGUCAGUGUCACAGCAGCACAAGGGUCAGGCAGCAGAAUAGCAGAGCUUUCAUAUGCUAUCACUUUGGAAGACUACGGGCUUGUUAAAAUGCAAGAAGUUCUGGUGUCAGAUUCAUCUCAAUGUGUAGGUGCUGGUCAGCAACGACAUGUCCCUCACACUCAGCCUCAUUGUGCUCCAGAAAUCCAUCCAGAACCUCGAGAAACUCUUGAAUACAAGGCAGCAUUGGAGUUAGAAAUGUGGAAGGAAAUGCAAGAGGACAUUUUUGAAAAUCAGCUUAAAAAGAAGGAAAUGGCCCAUAUGCAAGUACUUGCAGAAGAAUGGAAGAAAAGAGAUAGGGAGAGAGAAGCAUUAGUGAAGAAAAAG
Messenger RNA from Leptosomus discolor (cuckoo roller), 2214 nucleotides. The record is from RefSeq and is a predicted model, not a curated record. Lineage: Eukaryota; Metazoa; Chordata; Aves; Leptosomiformes; Leptosomidae.